Messenger RNA from Clunio marinus, 342 nucleotides. The record is from the annotation of a GenBank genome assembly. Lineage: Eukaryota; Metazoa; Arthropoda; Insecta; Diptera; Chironomidae.
AUGAACAUGCAAAAUAAAAAAAAAAAUGAUGGUGUGACAUUUCAAUCUAACACAUUAAGAAUCACAAAAGCUCCUGCUAUCAGUUUUAUGCUAGCAUCAGCCAUCACAAGAGAACAGCGGAAGAAAGAUGAGAAAAUGUGCAAAGAAAAAACACAAACAAGACACUUUCAGUUUGCUAUUAUCCUUUUUAGAUCGGAAAUGAGGCCAAGGAGGAACACGGAAAAAAGGAGGCGAAGGGAGAAAAAGAGCUUAACGUUGGUGAUGUGGGUGCUGAUAAAAUCUAUAAACGCAUUUAGAAAACUUUAUUGUGAACGACAAUACCAAAGUUCCCAUUUGAACUGA